Molecule: messenger RNA, 474 nt
Organism: Insectozyma verbasci
Lineage: Eukaryota; Fungi; Ascomycota; Pichiomycetes; Serinales; Debaryomycetaceae
Source: the annotation of a GenBank genome assembly
AUGUCAUUAAAACCAAUAAUAACAAAAACAGGAAAAUAUAACUCAACAAUCCGAAAACAAAUAAUAAAACUUAAUAAUCUUACAGGAACCAAAGAAACAGCGUUCAAAUUUAAUCCAUCUUUUUCCAAAUUUGAAAUGUGGAUAUAUUUACAAAAUUCAAUCCCACACCCACCGUCAAAUGGUUUGAAACAAUUCUUUGUUGAUUAUUUGCCAACCUUAAGAUUCCAUAAUCCUGAUUUUGAAUAUAAGAUCAAUACUAUAAUGAAUGUUGAAUCCGAAUCUCAACUCAAUAAAAUUCCAUUGAAGUUGAAAUUAAGUGGUGAUGAUACCGUUGAGAUUGAUUGUAAGGGCAAGAGUGGUAGUGAUAUUUUGAAAGAGUUGACUGAGAAGGGGAAAUUGAUGCCUGUAUCUGAGGAGGAUAUUCCUAAAAUUCCUUUGAAUCCUGAUACUAAAGAAAAUAGAUAUUUGAAAUAA